Rhincodon typus (whale shark) is the source of this 872-nucleotide messenger RNA. Its product is annotated as alpha-actinin-1. The record is from RefSeq and is a predicted model, not a curated record. Gene Ontology annotation, molecular function: calcium ion binding. The transcript is spliced from 3 exons. The coding region runs from base 127 to 498 and encodes 123 amino acids. Lineage: Eukaryota; Metazoa; Chordata; Chondrichthyes; Orectolobiformes; Rhincodontidae.
GUUUUCUCAUUUGCUUCUCUUGCGUUCUUCUGUCUCAUUUUUCCUUUUUUGUCGUGAUUCCUUCUGCUCUUUUUUUCUUGUCCUGUUGGUGUCUCCUUCCUCCUCUCUCUGUAGAAGAGGACUGGAAUGAUGGACAGUGAUGAUUUCAAAGCUUGCCUUAUCUCCAUGGGUUACAAUCUGAGUGAAACGGAAUUCGGACGCAUCAUGAACAUCGUUGACCCCAACAACAUGGGUGUCAUCACGUUCCAGGCCUUCCUGGACUUCAUGUCUCGAGAAACCACAGACACGGACACUGCUGACCAAGUCAUGGCGUCGUUUAAAGUUCUAGCUGGUGAUAAGAAUUACAUCACAGCUGAAGAACUGCGUCGUGAGUUACCUCCAGACCAAGCGGAAUACUGCAUUGCUAGAAUGGCACCCUACACCGGGCCGGAUGCAGUUCCAGGCUCCCUGGACUACAUGUCCUUCUCCACAGCACUCUAUGGUGAAAGUGACCUCUAACUCUGCAUCUUUUGUAUGCAAACCAGUGUCUGCUCACCUCUAUUUGGCUUUAAACUAAAGAAAUUGCGGAAUGUCUGCUUGAGCUGGCAAGUGCAGUUUACAGAAGAAAUAUUUUUUUCUUCAGGCAACUUCAAAACAUAUUUUAUUAUAGAAAUAGGUAUUUUUCUCAAAACGUUCCAAAAAGAAAGAAUCGAAAUGCACCAUUUACUUUUGUUGUGAUAUCCGUAGUUAAGCACAAUGUUGCAUUCCAUGAUUUUCUACUAAUGUACACAUUUUAUGUAUAUGAAAUAAGACCACAUUGUAACUCACUGUUGCACAAAAUUAAGCAAGUUCACUCAUUACACUGCAUAAUAAAGGAUUUAUUUUAUAAAUAA